This is a messenger RNA of Pelobates fuscus (common spadefoot toad), 1714 nucleotides long. RefSeq names its product nuclear receptor subfamily 6 group A member 1 (gene NR6A1). Gene Ontology annotation, molecular function: nuclear receptor activity; zinc ion binding; sequence-specific DNA binding. The transcript has 10 exons. Gene Ontology annotation, biological process: regulation of DNA-templated transcription. The coding region runs from base 31 to 1413 and encodes 460 amino acids. Gene Ontology annotation, cellular component: chromatin. The record is from RefSeq and is a predicted model, not a curated record. Lineage: Eukaryota; Metazoa; Chordata; Amphibia; Anura; Pelobatidae.
GUACCCGGGUCUACACUGCGGGACGUGGCCAUGGACAACAGCGGAGGAGGAAUGCUGCCUCCGGCCGCAGGAAACAGAUCUGAUCUUCAGGUUGAGGGAUUUAAAGGGAGCCUAAUGUUCGAUGACCGCGUUGAUCAAAGAGCGUGCCUUAUCUGUGGGGACCGAGCCACCGGGCUGCAUUAUGGCAUCAUCUCCUGUGAGGGUUGCAAAGGUUUCUUUAAACGCAGCAUCUGCAACAAGCGAGUGUAUAGAUGCAGUCGGGACAAAAACUGUGUUAUGUCGCGCAAGCAGCGGAACCGUUGCCAGUAUUGCAGACUACUCAAGUGCCUUCAGAUGGGGAUGAAUAGGAAAGCAAUCCGGGAAGAUGGAAUGCCAGGAGGCAGGAACAAGAGCAUUGGCCCUGUGCAGAUCUCAGAUGAAGAGAUUGAACGGAUAAUGUCUGGUCAGGAGUUUGAAGAGGAAGCCAACACUUCAUGGAGUAACAAUGGAGACAGUGAUCACAGCUCUCCUGGAAAUGGUGUUUCUGAAAGUAACCAGCCCUCUCCAGUAUCCACUCCCUCAUCCAAUAGAUCAAUCGAGCUAAAUGGAUACAGCACACUUCGAGACCAAUAUUUGGCAGCCCCAAGCGCAACGCACUACCAAUAUCUACCUCAUCUUUUCAGUUACCCUGCUCAUUCUGCGCUGAUUCCUGCACAACCACGACGCAUAGAUCCACAGUCACUCAUUCUCAUUAAUCAACUGCUGCUUGCUGAAGAUAUGGAACCACUCAACACUCCAAUGUUGCUUGAGGAUGGGUACAAAGUUACCCAGUCUGAAUUGUUUGCCCUGCUAUGCCGCAUUGCAGAUGAGUUACUAUUUCGACAGAUAACAUGGGUGAAAAAACUACCAUUUUUUCGGGAUUUAUCUAUCGAGGAUUAUACGUGUCUGCUUAGCAGUACUUGGCAGGAGCUAAUACUGCUCUCUUCACUAACCACGUAUAACAAGCAGAUCUUCGGAGACCUAGCUGAUGUUACCUCUAAAUACUUGCCAUCUGAGGAUGAGCUGCACAGGUUCAGCGAAGAUAGUAUGGAAGUAAUGGAACGUCUUAUAUACUUGUACCGCAAAUUCAGCCAACUGAAAAUCAGCAACGAAGAAUAUGUGUGCAUGAAAACUGUUAACUUCCUGAAUCAAGAUAUCCAAGGUCUAAGCAGUGUUUCACAACUUGAACAACUGAACAAGAGAUACUGGUUUGUGUGUCAGGAAUUCACAGAGUGUAGAUACGCACACCAACACAAUAGAUUCCCGGAUCUCAUGAUGUGUCUACCGGAGAUUCGCUACAUUGCUGGAAAGCUGGUUAAUGUGCCCUUGGAACAACUACCAUUACUUUUCAAAGCUCUUUUGCACUCGUGCAGAACAAAUAUAAGUAAAGAGUGAGACUGGAAGGAAACCUGAAGGAAGACACAAGUUGUUAGGUAUCCACAAGAGGGAAUGAUGCUUUGGAUAAGCCGAGAAGUAUAAAAGAGACUGUGUCAAACCCGUGAUGGGAUCAGAAGAAAAAAAACAAAAAACUUUUUUCUUAUCUAUUUAUUUCCUGACAGAGUUGAAUGUAUUAUCUUCAACACGGGUGCACAAACAAAAAAUGCAGUUCUUGCAUUUUGUUGCUGUUUACAGACCUAGUUUUUUUUUUAUGCCUUUUUUAUGGAUGACCCAAUCUCCUGAUGCUGGAGGGGUUGAA